UAUAUAUAUUUUGGGGAAAAAUCAACUUUCAAAAACGUAAAGCUGGAGGAAAAAAGAUCUAGAUGACAGAAUUCGCAUAAGCGGGUUUCGUUUGUACUCCCUGUUCUUUUCUGUUCUUUUUUUACCCUUCGAUCCACAAUGUCAUUUGUACUCGACGUUUUCAAACACUACAAGAAAAAUCUGAGAUUGGAUCUCCGGCAUUGAUAGCCACUUAGUCAAAUUGUAACUAAGCCAAGACUUGUCCAUAAUCCAAAAGUAUUUUGUUGCGUUCCCUGUCAAAUUGCUAGGUCUUAUGCAAGCAAUGACGACCUUAAAAUAUUACAAGGUCCAAACUCCAGAAGUUUUUUGUUGCGUUCCCUGUCAAAUUGUAAGUAAGCCAAGACAUGCAUGCAUGGGAAAGUAUUCAGUUAUAAAUAUGGAAAGCGAAUAUGAAGUUGUGUGAUAAUAAUGGCAGAAGAAGUGGUAUUACUGGGUUUUUGGGCUAGUCCUUUUGCAAUGAGGGUGAAAAUUGCUCUGGCAGAGAAGGAAAUAGAUUAUGUGUCCCGAGAACAGAAUUUGUUCAACAAGAGUUCUUUGCUUCUAGAGAUGAACCCUGUUUACAAGAAAGUCCCUGUUUUGAUCCAUGAAGGAAAGCCGAUAUGUGAAUCACUCAUCAUAAUUCAAUAUAUCGAUGAAGUUUGGAAACACAAAGCUCCUUUAUUCCCCUCGGAUCCCUGUGAGAGGGCUCAUGCUAGGUUCUGGGCUGACUAUGUGGAUAAACAUAUUUUCCCAAACGCGCAGUUGUUAUGGGCAAGAAAAGGUGAACGCCAAGAAGCAGCGAAGAAGGAUCUCAUAGAAAGCUUCAAAGCAUUGGAAGGAGAGCUUGGAGACAAGCCCUACUUUGGGGGUGAGAGUUUUGGUCUAAUAGACAUUGCACUUAUUCCCUUCUUCAACUUUUUCUACGCAUUUGAGACCCUCGGAAGAUUUUCCAUGGAAGAGGAGUGCCCCGAGAUCGUGGCAUGGGCUAAGAGAUGCUCGCAAAGGGAGACUGUUUCAAAGUCAGUAGUGCUCGACCAGCACAAAGCUUAUGAAUUUGUUUUGGAGCUCAUGGCAUGGCAUGGGGUUAAGUGAGAGAGAUAAUCCGAACAAUGAAUUAUACAAAGAGAGAGCGAUUCUAUUGAAUAAAGCCUCUUUUUUUUUUUUCUUUUUUUUUUUCUAUUUUCUGGGAGGGCUGAUCUUUCUCUUUUAAAACUAUUAUAAACAUAUAUUAAUUUAUAUAUGAUUCUACCAUCAAAA
Populus trichocarpa (black cottonwood) is the source of this 1275-nucleotide messenger RNA. RefSeq names its product probable glutathione S-transferase parC. Lineage: Eukaryota; Viridiplantae; Streptophyta; Magnoliopsida; Malpighiales; Salicaceae. Bases 448 to 1110 code for a protein of 220 amino acids. The record is from RefSeq and is a predicted model, not a curated record. Gene Ontology annotation, biological process: glutathione metabolic process. Gene Ontology annotation, cellular component: cytoplasm. Gene Ontology annotation, molecular function: glutathione transferase activity. The transcript has 2 exons.